CGCGCAUUUGCAGCAAUUUGAUCGGCUCCUCGCCUCUGCCUACCACCGUCACCAGCGACGAUGCAGAUGUCUCGCGUAGUGACACUGGUUGGCCUUGUGCUCGCCACGGCUGUGCCAGUUCCCACGGCCGUGCCGGUUCCCAUGGCCGAGAGCCACAACCUCGAGAUCGAGCACGGCCGCGCUGCGCCAGCAGCAGGCAACUCGUUCAGAGUGUACAACAUCAAGCCCCACUACCAAUGUAAGCCGGACGGUCCCGGUCCGCACACCCCGGGAUGUGCGGACAAGAUCAAGCCUGCGAUGAAGUGGGCGAUUGAGACCGGCGCAGAGAUUCUCGUGAUGAACGAGGUGGAGGCGCCCAAGGUGCCCAAGCCGGACCCCGCUCAUUUCGAGGGCGUCGGCUUCGUGUGCGUCUGCGGUUCGUUUGCGGACCCAGUUGUCGCCUUCAUCAACAAAAAUACUUUCACGAUCGAUAACAGCAUCCUUGCAGACAACGCUUACACUGACGGCAACCUUCCUUACUUUGACAACAUCAACCCCAACGACGUGUCAAAGAACUCGUGCUCGGUUCCAUGCAGACCUCACGACACCCGCCCGGGCGGCAUGAUCCCCCUCACGCACAGGCUCACUGGAAAGAAGUUUUGCCUGGCCAUCGGUACGUUCUCGCACAACUUUGACAAUGACCCGCAAGGUGUCGACACCAGCGCCUGCCCAGAUGACGGGGAGAUCCUGUACGUCGUUGACUCGAAUAUCAACGGUUCCGGUCAAACGAUCUCGAUGAAGAAGGCCAAGCAGCUCACAAAUCCUGCAAGAAAGUGCGACGCGGAUCCCUUCAUGAACAUCGAGACUGACAACGGCUACUUUUACGACCGCAUCGCAAUGUGCGGCGGCGGCACCGUUACGAAUCCGAGCCGAAACGCGACCCAGCACUGGCCGGAAGGACACGUGAUGAUCUCUGCUGACGUCACACUGUGAGGCGAACCCCGCUCCCCGGCAUGGGAAGUCGCCAGGGUGACACAGCGGGCUCGAUGCGAGAACAGCGAUGUGUUAAUUGCAGAUUUUGUUGCCGAUUAGUAGAUGUAGAUGGAAAGCCGAGCGCUUCGAAGUGCGUGCAAA
Emiliania huxleyi CCMP1516 is the source of this 1113-nucleotide messenger RNA. RefSeq lists its product as hypothetical. The transcript is spliced from 2 exons. The record is from RefSeq and is a predicted model, not a curated record. The coding region runs from base 61 to 972 and encodes 303 amino acids. NCBI's taxonomy places the organism in Eukaryota, Haptophyta, Isochrysidales, Noelaerhabdaceae.